UCGAAACUGACCAGCUUUACCACCGUCUAACCCACACACUCGCGAACUCCUGCUCCCCCGACCCGGAAGAUAUCGUCUACAACAUCUCGUGAACCAUGAACAACGUCAAUAUGGCCAAUAUGAAUGCCAUGGGCGGUCCUGUUCGUGAUGCCCCAAUGGUCAUGAUGAAUAGUUGCGCAGUUGCGCCACAUGGCGCUCCGAGACAACUUCGGGAGAAUGACAACAAGCGGACACAACUGAACACUUACAUUUACGAGUAUUUCCUCCGCUAUGGCAUGCUUGACUGCGCGUACGCCAUUCUCAACGCCGACUCCGACGUCAAGGUCCAGAAGCAUAGCCCCGGCAGUCGUCGCGACGACCAAGGCGACUGGCUGAGCAAUGCCCUCUCCGAUGAAUCCAUCGACACUGGUUUGGACUCCAAACGCUCAGAGCUUCUUCCUGCUCCUAAUGUUCCCAACCUGUCUCCAGACGGCUGUUUUCUCUAUGAAUGGUUCUGCCUCUUCUGGGACAUAUUCAAUGCUCAAAAGGACGAGUGUGGAAGUAGUGAAGUGAAUCAAUAUGCCAGUCAUAUGCAGCAACAAAACAAGCUAAUGUCGAAUGCUAGCUGCUUGCAGGCCCAAGGUUGCUCACUGCUACCGCAUGCUCCUGACGGGACCAACCUCAACGCUUUCUACAACUCCGGCGAGAUGGGUGCAGGUGAUAUGACGCCCGGGACCCCGGGUGGUCAAGCUGGUGGUGGAAGGAAUCGAGCUUUGCAAGAUUACCAGAUGCAGCUGAUGUCGAUGGAGCAACAAAACAAGAAGGGGCUCAUAGCGCGACAAGACACGAGUGGUCUGCCUCGGAAUGACGGAGUGCCUGGCGGUCGGGGCGGUCAAGGGUCUCCAGGAGGUCCACAGCCUUUCCAACGGCCCGCUCUGCAAGGGGCAAAGCCAGGAGCGUCGCCUAAUGCCGCGGACCAGAUGAAACGUGGCACUCAACAGAUGAACAUCACUGCCAAUCAAAUAAACCCCAACUUGGAGCCGCAUUUCUUCAAAGCAGGCAUGGGCGGCAUAAACGGUAACAUGGCUGCGGUGCAGACGAAUGGCUGGACGCGACCUCCUAGUUCACACCCUAGUCAAAAGUUCAAUGGUCAAACGAACCGGCAACAAGUGGCGGCGACACAGGCACAAUGCCAGCAGCAAGAGCAGACUGUUCAAAAAGGUGGUUUGAUGCAGUGGCAAGGCGAUCCGAACGGAAACCAGAUUCCUCAGGCUGCUCAGGGCCAAGUCCAGGUCCAGGGCACACCGCAACAACGGUCUGUGGCCCCGUCAUCCGCACCGACCAAGGCGAACGACAGCGCCAAGUCAAGAAGCACCACUCCGUCACCACCACAGACGACGAAGACUGCCCCGCCAACUCCUUCACAGCGUAACAAGGCCGCUCCCAAGAAGGAGGCCGCUCCCAAGAAGGGGACCGCUCCCAAGACGAGGACCAAGAACAUCAAGAGCAAGAUGGUGACUCAGAAGACGUCGAAGUCGAAUCUCAGCUCUGGAGCGACCCUUGCUGUGGAAACUGCUCCGGGCCCAGUGCCUCCUGUUAACCCAGUCAGCUUAAAGAAGCAGGGGCAGGAUACUGGUCCUGCACAGGUUGUGCCCAUCGGACAGCCAGCAGCACCGCCUGCACCUGCUCCCAUCGUGGCUCGGCCGCAUGCUGACUUGACUCAGAACGUGACAUUCAGCAUGGACAACCCUGACAUAACUGUAACUCUUGUUCUCUCGUUGGUUCCUAAUCGAGUAACUGAUAUGGCCGUAGGACUUCGGCUCCAUGGACUUCGCCAACCUCCCUGCAUCUGGUGAUGUUCUCCACGGUUUCGACUUCGAUUCUUUUCUGCAAAACAGCGUAGAGGAGACCGGAGGAUCCCACUUCAAUUAUGCAACGUUUGAUAUGGAUGCCGGUGAGAUCGACGGGGACUAACUCGUUCACAACUCUCCGGAAACAGCCAAUGGAU
This is a messenger RNA of Ilyonectria robusta, 1987 nucleotides long. RefSeq lists its product as uncharacterized. Bases 96 to 1835 code for a protein of 579 amino acids. NCBI's taxonomy places the organism in Eukaryota, Fungi, Ascomycota, Sordariomycetes, Hypocreales, Nectriaceae. Gene Ontology annotation, cellular component: nucleus. Gene Ontology annotation, biological process: positive regulation of transcription by RNA polymerase II. The transcript has 4 exons. The record is from RefSeq and is a predicted model, not a curated record.